AUGGCUGUCGACGCGUGGUGUCUCGCUCGAUCACUCGCCGCGAACGAUCCCUCGACGAGCGCAUUGAGCGCGAAGGACGUCGACGAGGCGUUCGCGACGCUCCGUCGUUCGAAUUGCUCCGACGUUCUCGAACGCGCGUUUCUCAGCGCCUUCGCCUCGGGCGUCGGCAAGGACGCGCUCGAGGCGUGGUGCAAGUCGUGUGAGGUGCCGGCGACGCUCGUACGCGCGCUGAACGACGGUGUGAGCGACGAGAGGUUGGACGCGUGGACGCGCGAGCGCGCGGCGCCGGCGACGCUGAAAUUCGCCGAGAUCGUCGAGAGCGAACGAUGCCGCGCGCGGGCGUUCUCUUCGCGCGCGAGGAGUGAAAAUGAGACGUCUGCGAGCGUGGAAGCGUUCGUGCGGGUGUUCGAUGCGGAGGUGGGGGCGAUGGUGUGCGCGCGCGGACCUCCGCGGCUGUCGGCGAUUUUAAGCGCGUGGUAUCGCGUUCAGGCGAAAGAGUACGAUCGAGCGGUGCGUCGACGGUGGGGAGAGACGAGCGAUGACGAGGAGAAUGAUUUGAUGGAGACGAAUAUGUUGGAGCGUCAGGGCACGAUCUCUAUGGACAUCGCGGGAUGCGCGGAGGUGAUGGGACUACUGUGGAGCGCCGCAACAGCGGAGAUGCGCACGGCGCUCGCGAAAUGUCACGAAUCACUCGGACGCGUCGCGGAGAACGCAGCGGCGCGUGCGCUCGGAGGGUGCGUGCAGCAACACGUCGUCCGACGGUGUGAGGGCGCGUUCGAUGCGCCGAAACUCAGGGCGACCUUGCGGUGGGUUCGCGCCGUGCCACUCGAGUUUUUCAAGACGGCGCUGAGCCUGAGUGCGAACGACGGCGCGGCGAUCGAUUCGUGGCGCGGUAGGCUCGAGUACGCUGUGUACGAACAUCUCGGCGCGCUUCGUAUUCACGAACUCUUCGACAUCAUCGUCGAGUACCCUGAUUCUUUGCCGGCAAUUACGGAUUUGCGCACAUGUCUGCAGAACACGAUGCUGCACUCGGUGCUCGUGGACUCCUUUGUCGACGCGACGCGCUCGCGUCUACUCCAUGCGGGGGCUUCAACUGUGGAUAUCGUACAGCAGUACAUAGGGACGAUCAAAACCCUGCUCGAACUCGACCCCUCGGGCGUCGUUCUUGAGCUCGUGAGCGGACCGAUCAAGGAAUAUUUGCGUGAGCGCAAGGACACAAUUCGCUGCGUAGUCACCAUGUUAACCGACGACGGUGGCGGCGGCGAGGGCGACGGCGAAGGCGCGCUGUACGCAGAGCUCGGGCGCUUAGCGCGAGGCGAGAGUAUGGAAUUCGCCGAAUCGAGCGUGCCUGCGCCGAAUCCGAGCGUCGGCUUGAUGGACGCGGACAACUUGGAUCGCAUGGAUAGCAUCACCGCCGAGAUGGUUGCCAUCGCCGCGACGAUAACUGAGGACGCGCACGAGGACGACAUUGUCCAGACGCAGCAGGUCUUGUCGGGAUGGGAUGCGUGGGAGCCCGAACCGGUGGAAACAGAGGCUGCGGCGAGUCGUGGGCGACGAAGGAAGGGCGGAGACAUCAUCGGUCUCUUGGUGGGCAUUUACGGCUCAAAGGAACUCUUUAUCAACGAAUAUCGCACUAUGCUUGCGGAGAAGCUCUUAGCCAAGACGACGUACGAUACCGAUCGUGAGAUGCACGCGCUGGAGUUGUUGAAGCUCCGAUUCGGGGAGGGAAGUCUGCACAACUGCGAGGUGAUGUUGAAGGAUUUCGCGGAUAGCAAGCGUACCAACGCAAACAUCAAGGUGCAGCCAACGACUGGAACGCCGUCGGCGAAGGAUCGACGCGCGAACGACAUACUGAUGCACACUCCGGUUGAAGCGACGAUCGUUUCAUCCAUGUUCUGGCCCGCGUUCUCGACCGACGUGACGGACUUUAAGCUUCCGCAAGAGAUUCAGGAACAGAUGGAUCUGUACGCAAAGCGAUAUCAUCAAAUCAAGGCGCCUCGAAAGAUGGAAUGGAGACCGGCACUGGGAAUAGUGGUCAUGGACGUCACGCACAACGAUCGCACGUUUGAGGUGAGCGUCAAUCCGCUGCAGGCGACGAUUCUUCACCACUUUCAGCGCGCGGAAAGUUGGCGCGCGAGCGAUUUGGCCCACGAAGUUGGCGUGAGCGUAGACGCUCUGAGAAGGCGAAUAGCCGUGUGGAUAAAUCACGGCGUGCUUAUCGAGCGAAAUGACGGACAAGGUGUCGUGUACGCGCUCACCGAACUAACGGACGAGGUUGACGCGAUGGACGGCGUGCAUAACGACGACGAGCACAUCAGUGGUGUCGUCACGGCGGAAGAAAGCGCGGCGGCGGGUAUGAUGGUGUACGAACAAUACGUCAUGGGGAUGCUCACUAACUUCCCAAGUCUCUCGCUGGAUCGUAUCCACAACAUGCUGAAAAUGUUCGUCGUCGACCCGGUGUACGAUAAGUCCAUCGAGGAUCUGGAGCAGUUUUUGCUCGGACUCGUCGCUCAGGACAAGCUCAGCGCGGAUGGUACAUCCUUCUCGAAAAAAUAG
Messenger RNA from Ostreococcus tauri, 2556 nucleotides. RefSeq names its product Cullin, N-terminal. The record is from RefSeq and is a predicted model, not a curated record. Gene Ontology annotation, biological process: ubiquitin-dependent protein catabolic process. The transcript has a single exon. Gene Ontology annotation, cellular component: anaphase-promoting complex. Bases 1 to 2556 code for a protein of 851 amino acids. NCBI's taxonomy places the organism in Eukaryota, Viridiplantae, Chlorophyta, Mamiellophyceae, Mamiellales, Bathycoccaceae. Gene Ontology annotation, molecular function: ubiquitin protein ligase binding.